AUGACGAGAAAGGCGCUUUCUCGUGUCGCUUCCAUCUCUUUAGCAACCACCACUGUGCUCCUCUGGUUAGUCUACGAUACCCACGCUGCCAAUCCGGAUAGUAACAACAGCAGCAACAGGCUUAACCAUAGCAAAUCAUCCAGAGCUGCCUUUGUUCCAGUCAAUCCCAAAGAAGGUCCCAAAGUAAACACAGAUAGCAGCAAGCUAUUCUAUGCUGAUAGUCCAGACGAACCCGAACGAACCAACAAAGACGACAACGACAACAACAACAAUAUGAGAGCUUGGAAUUGCCAUGGUCGCAAUCAACGCGAUUUGGUCGAUCGCAUGAUGCAAGCCAAAAUUGUACGAACUGAUUCGGUACAAGAGGUGCUUAAUCGAGUCGAUCGACAGCACUACGCACCCAACAAUGCCCAACAACAGUCGUCACCCUACAUGGACAGUCCUCAACCCAUUGGACUGGGUCAGACCAUUUCCGCUCCUCACAUGCACGCCCAUGUCCUGGAAGAAAUAUACCCCUACCUCAAAGCCAGCAAGACCGAUUCCGUCAAGAUUCUAGACGUGGGGUGUGGCAGUGGAUACCUCACGGCGGCCCUCGGCAGAUGGGUAGCACCACAAGAGCAACAGGGCAGCAUUCUAGACAGUACCAAGACGGGACAUGUCUACGGCAUUGACAUUUACCCACAUUUGGUGGACAUGACCACGCGGAACAUGCAAAAGGCGGACCAAGACCUCCUGGAUCAAGACAUUGUGUCGGUGCAAGUCUCGGAUGGAUGGAAAGGAUUGCCCGAAGCCAGUCCCUUUGAUGCCAUUCAUGUCGGUGCCGCGGCAGCCGAAUUCCCACGAGCAUUGCUCCAGCAGUUAAAGGUGGGAGGAGUCUUGAUCAUCCCCGUUGGACCCGAAGGUGGAGUCCAAAACCUGUAUCGGGUGGAACGACUCGGUGAUGGUUUCACGCAAGAUGAUUUUCGAAUCACGGAAUUGUUGGGUGUUCGUUAUGUUCCCUUGGUGCAGCAGCCACCACCGAGAGCAGAUUGA
Seminavis robusta is the source of this 1032-nucleotide messenger RNA. Lineage: Eukaryota; Bacillariophyta; Bacillariophyceae; Naviculales; Naviculaceae. The record is from the annotation of a GenBank genome assembly.